Molecule: messenger RNA, 1065 nt
Organism: Cyphellophora europaea CBS 101466
Lineage: Eukaryota; Fungi; Ascomycota; Eurotiomycetes; Chaetothyriales; Cyphellophoraceae
Exons: 3
Coding region: 1-1065 (354 amino acids)
Biological process (GO): eisosome assembly; endocytosis; negative regulation of protein kinase activity
Cellular component (GO): eisosome filament; plasma membrane
Molecular function (GO): lipid binding
Source: RefSeq, a predicted model, not a curated record
AUGCAUCGCACAUAUUCUAUGCGCCAAUCGCGCGCUCCCACCGCCUCUCAGAUUGAGAAUCCACCUCCUCCGACAUCCUCAACCAAGGGCGGCCGACUCUUUGGCCGAGCCAACUUCGGCCAUGCCUUCCGAAAGGGAACUGCGGGUGCCUUUGGCCCCGAUCUGGCGAAGAAGCUAUCACAGCUCGUGAAGAUGGAAAAGAAUGUCAUGCGCAGCAUGGAACUAGUUGGAAGAGAGCGCAUGGAAGUAGCGCAACAACUCUCCCUCUGGGGUGAGCUUUGCGACGAUGAUGUUUCCGAUGUGACGGACAAGCUCGGCGUCCUGAUCUACGAGAUUGGCGAGCUGGAGGAUCAGUUCGUGGAUCGCUACGACCAGUAUCGUGUGACCAUGAAGUCGAUCCGCAACAUCGAAGCCUCGGUCCAGCCCAGCCGCGACCGAAAGCAGAAGAUCACCGACCAAAUCGCCCAGCUCAAGUACAAGGAGCCCAACUCCCCACGAAUUGUUGUCCUCGAGCAAGAGCUCGUCCGUGCCGAAGCCGAGUCCCUCGUUGCUGAGGCUCAACUCUCCAACAUCACGCGCGAGAAGCUCAAGGCUGCCUUCACCUACCAGUUCGAUGCGAUGCGCGAGCACUGCGAGAAGCUGGCCAUCAUCGCUGGAUACGGUACCCACCUCCUGGAGUUGGUGGACGACAACCCUGUCACCCCUGGUGAGACUCGUCCGGCAUAUGACGGCUACGAGGCCAGCAAGGCCAUCAUCCAAGACUGCGAAGACGCGCUCACCAACUGGGUGUCCGGAUCUGCAGUUGUCAAGAGCAGCCUUUCCACCCGCAGCCGAACCCUAAGCCAGCGGAGGAAGAACGCAGUCAAGCGCAAUGCUGAGGGCGGCGUCGACCUCAGUGGCCAGGACCAACCCCUCAAGAGCGACCGCGACAGCUGGGUACCGGCCGGACAACACGGCGAGUACGCAGGCGACGAGGUCAGUGAUGAGGAGGAAGAGGAAGAUGAGGUCGCAACGGGUGCCAAUGGCCAAGCUCGCGGCCGCACUGAGCAGCCUACCGCCGCAUAG